Molecule: messenger RNA, 407 nt
Organism: Debaryomyces tyrocola
Lineage: Eukaryota; Fungi; Ascomycota; Pichiomycetes; Serinales; Debaryomycetaceae
Source: the annotation of a GenBank genome assembly
AUGACAGUUGGAUUACAUUGCCUUGCGGAUGUUUGUAUGAUCCCAGUAAGUAGAAGAUAAAUACGAAGAGCAAUCACGACAAUUCCGGAUUAGAUCAUUAGCAUACUAACAUGACAUGAUAGAUCGGGACCAGCAGUGCUUCUGUAUCGAAUGAAGUUACGACGAUUACUAAAAUGGCCAGGGAAUCACACCUUAACUGUACGUUACACAGUGCUGGCACGACAAUUGCUGGACCUUGGAGUGAGGUGAUGGAGUUAAUUGGGCAGAUGCAUGAAACUUUGCAUAAGAAUGGGGUUGUUAGAAUCCAGAGUGACAUAAGAGUUGGGUCUAGAGUGGAUAAGAAGCAAUCACCCCAGGAUAAGAUCGACGUAGUUGAGUCUAAGUUGAAACAUUUGAAUGGGGAAUGA